UGUGCAUAUAUAUGAGCAGUGCUAUAGUUAGGAUGGAAAAGUUUCCUGCGAGGAGGAGGAGAACAGGGAUCGUAGAUCAUGGCUGAAGAUCUGGUUCUUGAUAGUUUUGACCUCGAAUGCAGCAUCAAUAACCGCAACCAUCACACUGGAGACACCGGCUGCCGCAGAUUGGUUGUCCGUAGAGGACAGUCCUUUCAGAUAACCCUGACAUUUACUACACGGCAUUACCAGGAGGGUGUGGAUCGGCUAGCAAUCAAUGUGACCCCAAGUCCCUGUCCCUCUGAAUCCUCUGGUACCCAAGCUCACAUCCCAGUGGGAGAUGCCCUUCAGGAUGGAGUGUGGAGUGCAGCUGUGAGCAGCAAUAAUGGGGAGACAGUGCAACUGUCCAUCAACUCUCCCCCUGAUGCUCGCAUUGGAUACUACAACCUCUCAUUAGAGGCCUCUACUGGGUACCAAGGAACCAGUUUCUAUAUUGGUGAUUUCAUCCUGUUGUUCAACCCCUGGUGCCCUGAGGACUCUGUUUAUAUAGAAGACAAGGAGCAGCGGAAAGAAUAUGUGCUAACUCAACAUGGAAUCAUCUAUCAGGGGACCAAGGACUUGCCCAAUGGUGUCCCAUGGAACUUUGGACAGUUUGAAGAUGGCAUUGUGCAAUCCUGUCUCCAGCUUUUAGACACCAGUCCAAAGUUCCAAAAGGACUCCAUCAGGGACUGUUCUCGUCGAAAUGACCCUGUUUAUAUCUGUCGUGUAGUGAGUGCCAUGGUGAACUGCAAUGAUGACAGUGGAGUGUUAUAUGGUCGUUGGGACAACCAGUAUAAUGAUGGAAUCAGCCCUAUGUUCUGGAUCGGCAGUGUUGACAUUCUGCGGCGCUGGAAGAAGUAUGGCUGCCAAGCUGUGCGAUAUGGACAGUGCUGGGUUUUUGCUGCUGUGGCCUGUACAGUCUUGCGGUGCCUGGGCAUUCCCUCUCGAGUCAUCACUAACUACAACUCUGCUCAUGAUACGAACAGUAACCUGGUGAUUGAACAGUAUCUGGACGAACAAGGCAAUAGACAGAGGAGGCAAAAAGAUAUUAUCUGGAAUUUCCACUGCUGGGUGGAAUCGUGGAUGAAACGCCCAGAUCUGGGUGAUGCUUACAAUGGAUGGCAGGCUGUUGACCCAACUCCACAGGAGAAGAGUGAAGGAACAUAUUGCUGUGGACCAGCCCCUGUAACCGCUGUUAAAGAAGGAGACCUGGAUCUAAAGUAUGAUGUACAGUUCCUCUUUGCUGAAGUGAAUGCUGAUGUGAUAUAUUACAUAGAACAGAAAGAUGGGACCACUAAGCAAACUGUCUUCACCAACCAAGUUGGGCAGAAGAUCAGCACCAAGGCAGUGGGAAAGGACAGCCGGGAAGAUAUCACACACAACUACAAAUACCCUGAGGGCUCUGAAGAUGAACGACGAGUCUUUGAAAAAGCCAAACAGCAGACUGGGAUAUCGGAUCCAGAGAAGCAAGAAAAGCCCCCCUCAGGUGUCAGUAUCAAAAUUAAGGUUUCAGAAGGGAUGAACAUUGGCUGCGAUUUUGAUGUGUUUGCUGUUAUCUACAAUAACACUGAAGAGGAGAAAGAUUGUCGGCUGAUGUUUUGUGCACGUACAGCUAGUUAUACUGGAGAAGUGGGACCAGAAUGUGGGAGGAAGGACCUUCUAAAUGUCAAACUGCCAGCACAGGAAGAAAAGACAGUACCUCUACGAGUUCUCUAUGAAAAAUAUGGCUGUAGUUUGAUGCAGGACAACAUAAUCAAGUUAAUGGCCCUUUUACAAGAGUAUUCGACCAAAGACUUUCUCCUAGCCAUAAGGGACGUUCAUGUAAAGAACCCAGACAUCAAAGUUCGGGUCCUCGGAGAGCCCAUGCAGAAGAGGAAGCUUGUGGCUGAGAUCACUUUGAAAAAUCCUCUGUCAGAGCCACUUGAUGGAUGUAAAUUCACUGUGGAGGGAGCAGGACUAACAGAGGGGCAGAUUGUAGAGAUGCUUGACUGCCCUGUUGAGCCUGGGCAGGAUGCCAAGGUGCGAGUGGAUCUUCUACCCCAGCUGUCAGGCUAGAAGUUAGUUGUGGAUUUUGAAAGUGACCAUCUGAAAGGAGUGAAGGGUCAUCGAAAUAUCAUUAUAUCCCCUCUUCCUAAGUGAGAACCUACAGAUGAUGAAACUGGAUGCCCACUAGCUCCAAAAAACAUGACAUACAUGUCCUAUAAUGUGAGCGCCCAUAUACACAAAUAUAUAUUGUUUGCUACAUUAUGUUACAUUACUGUAUAUUAUCUCUGUUGGUGAUGUUUCAUGAAUCGUCAGUUGAAUAGAAGAAAACCAGAGCAUACAUAUGUAACUCACUUGGGCUUUGGCAUUGUAGUGUUUGCUCUUGCUUAGCAUUUCAGCUAUAUAAACCUGUUACCUGUAGGACCCCAUAGCUGGGUAAUAUUCUGUUUCUGUGAUGCUGUAAAUAAGUUUUUAUUUUUUUAUUUUAUUCAAGCAAUAAAGAAACAAUUUAUAUGAA
This is a messenger RNA of Bombina bombina (fire-bellied toad), 2518 nucleotides long. It is a transcript of the gene TGM2, whose product is annotated as transglutaminase 2. Gene Ontology annotation, biological process: peptide cross-linking. Gene Ontology annotation, molecular function: protein-glutamine gamma-glutamyltransferase activity. The record is from RefSeq and is a predicted model, not a curated record. Lineage: Eukaryota; Metazoa; Chordata; Amphibia; Anura; Bombinatoridae.